Messenger RNA from Carica papaya (papaya), 2123 nucleotides. The record is from RefSeq and is a predicted model, not a curated record. NCBI's taxonomy places the organism in Eukaryota, Viridiplantae, Streptophyta, Magnoliopsida, Brassicales, Caricaceae.
CUUGCGUCUCUCUCUCUCUCUCUCUCUCUCUCUCCCUCGCGCGCCCGCUCUAAGAUUCAACUAUGAACGGCGUAAUUCUUACCGAAAAGAAAUCAAUGGCGUCCAUAUUAGCAAAGCUUAACAAACACUCCACCAAUACCUGUGGAAGCUAAAAAUGAGUCAAGAUCGUUGAAACCAUGUCGCGUUGUAUGCGCGUCUCUGUCUCUCCUCCGCCGAUAACCAAGGAAGCCAAAAAUGGAGAGAGUUUGUCGGUCUUUUAUACCUUUUAUGUCCAUCUCUCCUCUCUCGGCUCUAUUCGCAGAGGCAUUUGGCAAGGACUUUGGUGUCGGCUGGUUGUAUAUGAGGGCUCAGGUCCUUCUGGCCUUUACUGCCUAAUCCACCAGUAAUACCCCCAAGAUGUCUGGGUCUCUCGCUCUUAGGCCAGAAGUUGAAUUCUCAGAGGAUGAGAAGAAGACUAGGGUCGGAUCUUUCAAGAAAGCCGCCAUGAAUGCUUCCCACAAGUUCAGGAACUCUUUGUCAAAAAGGAGAAGAAGUAGCAAAGUCAUGUCUGUCGACAUUGAGGAUGUGCAUGAUGCUGAGGAGUUGCAGGCUGUUGAUGCCUUCCGCCAAGCACUUAUCCUGGAAGAGCUACUUCCGGCAAAGCAUGAUGAUUAUCAUAUGAUGCUCAGAUUUUUGAGGGCUAGGAAAUUUGACAUCGACAAAACAAAACAAAUGUGGUCAGACAUGCUCCAGUGGAGGAAGGAAUUUGGUUGUGACACAAUAAUGGAGGAUUUCGAAUUCAAGGAACUUAAUGAAGUCCUGGAAUACUAUCCCCAAGGACACCAUGGAGUUGACAAGGAAGGCCGACCCGUUUACAUUGAGAGACUAGGCAAAGUGGACCCUAACAAACUGAUGCAGGUCACAACCAUGGACCGCUAUGUGAAAUACCAUGUGAUGGAAUUCGAGAGGACCUUUGCUGCUAAAUUCCCAGCUUGUUCAAUUGCAGCAAAGAAGCACAUUGACCAAAGUACUACCAUCCUGGAUGUGCAAGGAGUGGGCCUUAAAAAUUUCAACAAAGCUGCAAGGGAUCUAAUUACUCGCCUACAAAAGAUUGAUGGUGACAACUAUCCAGAGACCUUGAAUCGCAUGUUUAUCAUCAAUGCUGGCUCUGGAUUUAGAAUGUUGUGGAACACUGUUAAGUCUUUCCUUGAUCCUAAGACCACAGCAAAGAUCCAUGUUCUUGGCAAUAAGUACCAGAGCAAAUUGCUUGAGAUAAUUGAUGCUAGUGAGUUGCCCGACUUUCUAGGAGGUACUUGUACCUGUGCUGAUCAGGGAGGCUGUAUGCGGUCUGAUAAGGGCCCAUGGAAGGACCCAGAGAUCAUGAAGAGGGUUCAAAACGGUGAUCAUAAAUGUACAAGGAAAUCUGAGGCUCGGAACACUGAGGAGAAGACAAUUUCUGAGGAUGAGAUAGUGUACUCGAAGGGAUGUGACUCUUCACAUGAGGCAGGGUCUGACAUAGAAAAACUUCGAAGGGACCAAAUAGAGCAUCCGCCAAUUCAUGAAGAAGUCCACAUCAGCAAAAAGAGUAGUCAUAAUCACUACAAUUUUGAUAGCUUUCCAGUGGCUGAGAAGAUGAUGGACUCAAAUUGGCAAAAGUUGGUCGAUGCUGACAAGUUUGCCCUCGCCGAAGAUUGUUAUGCCAUGCAAGAUCAACGCAAAGUUGCCGAAGGGGGUAAUUCUCAGAUUUUCACUGGUGUCAUGGCCUUUGUUAUGGGCAUUGUCACUAUGAUCAGGGUGACCCGCAAUAUGCCCAAAAGGCUCACUGAUGCCACUAUCUACUCCAAUUCUAUUGGUUGUGAUGAUGACGUAGUAGUGAAAAGCCAGCCGGCUCCACAGAAACUACCUAUCCCUGCCAUAUCUGGCGAAGAGUUCAUGGUUGUGAUGAAACGCAUGGCUGAAUUGGAAGAGAGAGUGCGUAUCUUGAGCCUGCAACCUAUGACCAUGCCACCUGAGAAGGAAGAAAUGUUGAAUGUGGCCAUCAACCGAGCCAAUGUCUUGGAGCAAGAGCUUAACAUGACCAAGAAGGUAAUGGAUUUUGCCUUUGCAAACUUCUUAGCUACCUAGAUGAAUAGCCUGCGAAAUUA